Messenger RNA from Phyllopteryx taeniolatus (common seadragon), 1342 nucleotides. RefSeq lists its product as uncharacterized. Bases 97 to 1254 code for a protein of 385 amino acids. Lineage: Eukaryota; Metazoa; Chordata; Actinopteri; Syngnathiformes; Syngnathidae. Gene Ontology annotation, molecular function: nucleic acid binding. The record is from RefSeq and is a predicted model, not a curated record. The transcript is spliced from 10 exons.
AAAGCGGAUAAUGUCAACACUACGUUAGCAAGCUUGAUGCAUGUGCUACAAAAACAAUAACAAUUUACACAUUUGUGUAAUAAAGUUUUGUUCUAAAUGGGACGUUAUAAGUGCGCGUAUGAGUGUGAAAGCUCCGACGAUGCAGACGAGAAGUACUUCAAAUUCCCGCUGUGCAACGAGCGACGCCUGAAGAAAUGGCUAGCCAACAUGAAGUGGAAGGACUGGACUCCUUCUCGCUUCUCUGUGCUGUGUAGCAAACACUUUGAGGAGCAGCACCUCGACCGAACUGGCAAGUGUGUCCAGCUUCGGGAAGAUGCCGUGCCCACCAUAUUCCUGCCUCAAGACGAGGCCAGCAGAACCACGACAGCCAGCACUCCAAGAGGAAGAAGAAAAAAGCAAGUGAGCACCGUUGCUUCGCAGACGAGUUUGGCUGCGCCCUCGGCGACCGUGAUCGCGGACGAAGAAGAGCUAGCGCAUGCCGACGCGGAGGUGGAGCUGGAAGACAAAGUGCUCAGGUGGAGGAUCGUCAUGGACCAAAGCCUCGUCAAGAUCACAUCCUUGCCGCACUUUUUCCAUGGAGAUUAUUGCGCCCAGCAGGAUGUUCAGUGGGCACCCGACACAGAUGUGAUGACCUCCGCUGAGGAGAUAGAUGGCCUAGAUCCUGAAAAGGUGAUUGAGGUGACUGCAGCGUGGCAGUGGCUGGGCUUGGAUGUGCGGGGUCCUCUCCCUCCGACGCACAACGGGCACAAGUACGUGGUGACGCUGAGCGACUACUACUCCAAGUGGGUUGAGGCGGCAGCCGUGCCGUCCUAUCUGCCCACGCACGUCGCCAAGCACAUCGGCGAUGCCGUCUGCCACUUCGGCUUACCGCUGCGGAUCCUCUCCAGGCUGCCCCGCGACGCCAUCGUCCAGAUCAAUCAAGAACUCGCCAGACAGCUGACGACCGACGUGUCGCUCGUGGUUCAGCAUCCGCACACCGGCGCCAUCGAUCUGAACACUCAGCACAUGAUUGACAGGAUGGUGAGUGACCUGGUGGAUGAGCACGCGGCUGACUGGGACGUCUUCCUUCCCGCUAAAGUGGUCGCUCUAUGCUUCCAAGAACAUUCCCACACUAAGGAGAGGCCCUUUGCGCUUCUCUGCUGCCAGGAUUCUGAACUCGUCCACUCUCCAUUAAGACUGCACUACACAGACACACAGAUCCAAGAAAGCGCUUUCCUGGUGCAGUAUGGAGUGUCAACCAUCACACAAAUUUGAGUCCUUUUCAUUAAACCAUAAACUCACUGGUGUCUGAUAUUGGUCAUUGUUAUAAAAAAUAAAAACUUGAAUGCUAAACAAGUGGCGU